AUGACUCAAGGUACACCCUCUCCUUUCAUAGGUCAACCUUUCAAACGAAAGACUGUCAUUGCAAGCGGAUCUCUGAUACUUGUCACUGGGGCGAAUGGCUAUAUCGCAUCGCAUGUGGUAAAUCAGCUGUUGCAGUUGGGAUACAACGUUCGCGGAACGAUUCGAGCAGAAAAACCAUGGCUGGAACAAUUCUUCGCCAAGAAGUAUGGCGAAGGUCGAUUUCAGACCAUGUUAUUGCCAGCUUUUACGAAGGAUGCGCUUGAACCAGUCCUACAAGGAGUUUCAGCAGUUAUUCACCUUGCUUCUGAUGUUUCCAUGAAUCCAAACCCUCACACGGUCAUUCCACUGGCGGUAGGAAAUGUCUUGAACUUGCUAGAGACAGCAGCAAAUCACCCGUCAAUCCGAAGGUUUGUUUUGACUUCAUCAACCACGGCAGCUUUCACUCUCCAACCUGGUAAAAAGGGCAUUGUGGUAGAUAAUGACACCUGGAACAACGAAUCAGUCCGAGCGGCGUGGGACCCGGAUACUCCAGGCGAGUUGAAGCCCUUCCUAGUCUAUACUGCAUCAAAGACCGAGGCGGAGCGUAAGGCGUGGGAAUGGGUCAGACUGAAUGAGCCAUCAUAUGCUUUUAAUUCUGUGCUUCCUUUCAUGAAUUUCGGUACAAUUCUGCACCCAAUUAUUGGUGGUUCCACAAUGAAUUUCCCUCGGUCAUUAUUGGCAGGGGAAACAUCAUGCAUGAAAUUUGGUCCCCGUAAGCUGAGACCUGAGGCUUUCUUAUGCAUCCUUAUUAGGGCAUCUGUUAUCAAGAUGCUGCUGCUACUGCUGCCUGAGCUGCAUGUUAUCGCAGCUCUAGACAUGGAGGUGGAAUCCGAGCGACUUUGGGCAUGUGCAGCACCCAUGAAUUGGGCUCAGAUCAUUGGAAUCCUUCAGAAUUUGCGACCAAAUAACACGCUUAUCCCCAAAGCACCCGCCGAUGAACCACAGGACUACACGGAAAUAGUUGGCUCACGACGGGCUUCCCAGCUGCUCCACGACUUCUUUGGUAUAACAGACUGGACAUCGCUUGAACAAAGCUUGGAAUCUGGGAUUUCAGACCUACUAUGA
Molecule: messenger RNA, 1104 nt
Organism: Penicillium crustosum
Lineage: Eukaryota; Fungi; Ascomycota; Eurotiomycetes; Eurotiales; Aspergillaceae
Exons: 5
Coding region: 1-1104 (367 amino acids)
Molecular function (GO): oxidoreductase activity, acting on the CH-OH group of donors, NAD or NADP as acceptor
Source: RefSeq, a predicted model, not a curated record